Molecule: messenger RNA, 3027 nt
Organism: Manis javanica (Malayan pangolin)
Lineage: Eukaryota; Metazoa; Chordata; Mammalia; Pholidota; Manidae
Source: RefSeq, a predicted model, not a curated record
UUGAAGUUUUAUGGUGGUUCCCAGAACCCGCCAAAACGUGAGUUUUAUGGUGAUUCAUAACACUUUCAAGGGGAAGGAUCAGGAACAGCUGGAAAUUGGUAAAAGUUCAUAAAUAUCACUGAGCCCGAGAGGCUCAGUUAACAACUGUAUGAAUGUGAGUUGCAAGAAAUGGUGACCAGAGAUAUGUCAUGACUUGCGUGGAUUUCAAAAACCAGAAGCUCAAUUGGGAAUGGACCCUGCUGAAUGCACCUCCAAAGAUACAUGGCAACCCCAGCAUAAUUUAAAUGACCAGUCACAUUUCCCUGAGAGGCAUUUGCAUUUAAAAGAAGGACUAGCACAGUAAGAGAAGCUGUGAGGGGAUUCUCAGAGCAGUGCGUGGGGCAUGGGCAAGCAAGAGGGGAAGAGCCUGUAUUAGGGAGCUGACAGUGUCUGAUAAUCCAUCUCCUUCCUGCCAGAGUUCCAAGAAGGUGCCCCAGUACUAAACAGGGGAGGACAGGAGACUGUCCAAGGAGACAUACUAUCAGGCUGGAAAAUUCAUUAAGUAUUUACGUGAGAAUUCAGGUUCCCUAGGCCUCAGGGUACGAUCACAUGGCUCGGAGCACAAGUAGAGCGGGCAUGUCAGAACCGAGCCCUGGGGCACUGGCUUCUCUGCCACAGGUAAGGAGACCUGGCACAGGGACGUGGUUGGGGAAGGGUUGCAGGGACGGGUGGAAGGAAGGCAGAGGAGAGUGGAGAUGCCAGAGGGUGAGACCACUGGGGUGGGCAGGAGAGAAGAGUGUUCCACUUGCUGAGGGCUUAACUUUUCAAAGAAGGGGAAACACACUCCAGGGAAAGUGGGACAUGGGAAGACAGUCACUCAUCUGUGGGAGGAUGUGACCUCUGGGUGCAGGAAACCCAGGGUCAGCCUCCCCAGGCCUCCCGGCAACGUCAGCAUGGAGUGAGCAGAAAAAGGCUGUGGGUGGACCUUGAGGGCAUGAAGCUGUGUCUUCCUCCAGGGAGGCUUACAGGGCCAGCUGGGAGGUGGGGUGGGAGUGAGGUGUCUAUGGGAGCCUGAAGGGGGCAGGGUCACCUGCCAGAACCUGGGUUCUGUGUGGCUCUCUUGGGCUGCAGAGGGCAUAGGUUUUGUUCAGCAGGCCUUCUGUACAGGAGCUGGGGCCGGUUUGAGAUACAAGGUGGCUGUAAGGAGGGCUGACACAUAUCCUGCGUGCCUCCAACUGUCUCCAGUCCACGGUCUUCAGGAAUUAGGAAUGGGCAGGAGAAGAAGCAAUGUCUGCCAGUACCUAGUUGUCAACACUGGCCACCUCCUCUCCUUCCCCCGUCCCAUGUCAGCGCAUCUCCAUGCUUCUGCAGCUGCUGCAGGGACGUCUGCCACGUGGGCCCUGGCAAUCCUCCUGCUCCUGGUUCCAAGCACUGGGCAAGCUGCUACUCUGGAGAAACCCAUAUUGUCUCUACACCCACCCUGGACUACAAUCUUCAAGGGGGAGCGGGUCACCUUGCAGUGUGAUGGGUACCACCCCCUGCUCCUGGAGGUGCGGCCCAUCAGCACCCUCUGGUAUUUGGGCCACCUACUACUGCCCUCUCACAAGAAGAGCAUCGAGGUGCAGACACCAGGGGUGUAUCGAUGCCAGACACGGGGAGCACCUGUCAGCGACCCCAUCCACCUCUCUGUAUCCAAUGACUGGCUGAUCCUGCAAGUGCCCUAUGCUGCGGUGUUCGAAGGCGAGCCACUGGUCAUGCGCUGCCGCGGGUGGUACGACAAGGUCGUCUACAAGCUUCACUACUACCACGAUGGUCAGGCGGUGCGCUACUUCCACUCCAGCGCCAACUACACGGUGCCGCAGGCGCGCGCCAGCGAUAGCGGGCGCUACCAGUGCUCGGGUACCAUGCGCAUCCCGGUGGAGAGCGCGCCCAUGUUCUCCGCCAAGGUGGCCGUGACCGUGCAAGGUAGGGAACACCUGGGGCCCCGGAGGGAAGCAAGCCAGUGCUGGGAGAUUCUGGGACAGGAACCCAUUGGGCAAGGAGAGGUUGAGGUUCAAGUGCCUGGCACGUGGCAGAUCUGUCAGCUAGCCCACGUCCGCUUUCUCCUCUCCUCCUCCGCAGUGAAGGCACACUUCAUCUGUAGCCCGCGUGGCGGCGGGUGUUUCCAGCCGCGCUGUGUCGCGUUCGCAGGUUCUGCCCUGGGCUUGGCGUCCACCACCGCCCCGACCCCGCAGGCCGCAGCCUUGGCGCCGGAUAACAAGCCGCUUUCCUUCAGGAAGCCCUCGGUGUCCAUAUCGGUCCCGUCGGUCACCUCCGUCCCGAAUACCACCUCGGCGGGGCCGCAGUUGCUCGCGGGCAGAGCCUCGACGGCUGGGCCUCCGGCCUGCGCCCCGCCGACGCCCUUGGAUCGAUCCGCGGGAGCGCUGAAACCCGACGUGGGCCUUCUGCUCCGAGAAAUGCAUCUGCUCCAACGCCUCCUGAGCCAAGUGGCCCUGGAAUUAAAGGGGCCUCAGGCCUUCCCAGAGCACAGGGGAACACUCGAGACCCCCACUUCCCGCUUUGCUGUGCGCCCCGGAACCCCAAGGACAGCUACUGUGGAAAGCUGAAGGGGAGGGAGGCGUCUGCUGUCCCCACGGUCGCCUCUCCGGGCUCAUUCAUCACUGGUCUCUCCUGCUUCCCAUCACGUGGACACCUUUCAAAACCAUGUCUGUGUCCCUGUGUUUUGCUGUGGUUUUUAAAGAAGCAGCAUAAAGUGUGGGGGCCCAUGAUUUCAAUCUCACAGCAUGUUUGAGCAGUUUGUAAUCACAGGGCCUUCCCUCUGAUCUCUUCCUUGGCCUCACAGAAUUCGGGAAGGAAGUAGAAAUGUGUUAUCUAUUACUCUGCGGUUUGUGUUUGGAAGUAAAUAUAGUCAUCCUUGGCUUUUCAUGUAAACCCACCCACUGCAUAUUUCAGCAAUUUUUUGGUACCUAAGGUCAUUGAGGUAACUCAGCCCUUUGGGACAUUAUAGUAGGUCAACUUGCAAUUAUUCAUAAUGAAUUUAAUGUUGAU